Panicum virgatum (switchgrass) is the source of this 984-nucleotide messenger RNA. RefSeq names its product dirigent protein 4-like. The transcript has a single exon. NCBI's taxonomy places the organism in Eukaryota, Viridiplantae, Streptophyta, Magnoliopsida, Poales, Poaceae. The coding region runs from base 289 to 828 and encodes 179 amino acids. The record is from RefSeq and is a predicted model, not a curated record.
UCUUGCCAAAAACUGCUCUCUUGAUAUACUACAGUCCAUCCAUAUUCAAAUCUUUCGUAUCUUUUCACAUACAGAAAUUCAAAUUUCUUCAACCAUCUAUAGAAAUGGACAAAUUGUUAGCUGGAUGCAAAAGAUUUCCCGUGCAUGUUGGGAGUGUAAUUAUGCCCAUAUUCCUUCCACAAAAAAAAAGCAUAAAUGUACGCAAAUCUUGUGCUAUAAAAUGCAAAGCGCUCACUGUACCAAAUUCAGUUGUAAAUUCUACAUCCCAAGAUCCAAAAGAAAAACGCCAUGAGGGCCCCAUCGCUGCUCCUCCUCGCCAUCCUGCUCGGCGCCGCCGUCUCCCUUCAAUCAACCGCCGACACCACCAAGACCACACACCUGCACUUCUUCCUCCACGACACCCUGAGCGGGAAGGACCCGAGCGCCGUCCUCGUCGCCCGCGGCGGCAGCCGCACGCCCAAGCCCGACGACCCGGUGCCCUUCGGCUCCCUCUACGCCACCGACGACGUGCUCACCGAGGGCCCCCAGCGGGAGUCCAAGGUGGUCGGGAACGCGCAGGGCCUGUACAUCGCGUCCGGGAGGGCCCAGCUGUCGCUCGUCCUCGGCAUGGACUUCGAGCUCACCGAGGGCCCCUUCAACGGCAGCGCCUUCGUCGUCUACUCGCGCAACACCGUCGUCAAGCACCCGGUCGGGAGGGAGCUCGCCAUCGUCGGCGGCCGCGGCAAGUUCCGGAUGGCCCGGGGCUACGCCUUGCUCCGGACGCAUUACUUGGACACCAACAAUGGCGACGCCAUCGUAGAAUACAACGUCACCCUUUAUCACCAUUGAAUUGCUUGCACAUUUGAAGUUUGCAUUGCAGCACAAUAAUUCAAGAUACCUAAAUUUUGUAUUUUUCGAUCUGGCUCUGGUUUCAGUUUGCUCGAUCGUCUAAAAUGUACUAGCGUGGAACUCGAGACAUGUUCGUCACAUUGCAUACAUGGAGUG